Molecule: messenger RNA, 2346 nt
Organism: Trifolium pratense (red clover)
Lineage: Eukaryota; Viridiplantae; Streptophyta; Magnoliopsida; Fabales; Fabaceae
Product: probable protein phosphatase 2C 15
Exons: 9
Coding region: 687-1979 (430 amino acids)
Biological process (GO): protein dephosphorylation
Molecular function (GO): protein serine/threonine phosphatase activity
Source: RefSeq, a predicted model, not a curated record
GGGUAUUAGUAAGCAAAAGUUUAGCUUUUACAUGUCAACUAAAGCCACUUUCUUCUUUCCAUCCAUGAAAGCUGGCUUCAUCCCAAGCUACCACCCCAUCAGCAUUUGCUUUAUUGCCAUUCUUUGUGCUUCUUGAACCAGAAUCUACAUGUAAAACUUUAAUCUUUGCUUAUCUUGUUUUGGAACAGACUUUGUUCGGUCCUAAAAACAUUUUAUGCUUUUUUGCUGUCCCAUUUUUUUUAUUAUUUUAAGUUCCUUUCUCUUUAGGAAUUUGGUAGUAAUUAAUAUUAUUUUAAUGAAAUAUUAUAUAUAUGUUUAGACUUUAGAAUAAUGUGUUAACAGUUCAUACCUAGUCAUCAAUACGCGUUUGGUGUAUGUAUUGAUUGAUAUAGUAACUUUUUUUUCCCCUUCUUCUGUGCAUGUUUAAUUGCUUAGUGUAACAUUCAGAUCUACAACUUGUUUUGUGCUGAGGGUGCACAUUUCAGACAUUCUCACUGAUCAAAGUAGUGUUUCUUUGCAAAUAAGUGCUUACUGUGUGGAAAGGUUUGGUUUUGUAUUGAUGUGUGUGCCCUUUUGAGUGUUUUACAUUUGGAGAUCUAAUAUACUUGUGAGGAAGAGUGUGUUUUGAAAUUGGACUAAUUGGGUCUGUCUGAGACUAAGAGGAGGGUUCUUUGGUGGGGUAAGAUAUGGCCUCCGGUGAAGGGAGGCGAUGUCAUCAUCAUGAUCUUGUGCCACUUGCUGCAUUGCUUAAGAGAGAGAUGAAGAGUGAGAGGAUGGAGAAGCCUACUGUGAGAAUUGGUCAAGCUGCUCAGUCUAAGAAAGGGGAGGAUUACUUUCUAGUUAAGACCGAUUGUCAGCGUGUGCCCGGGAACUCUUCAACAGCCUUUUCUGUAUUUGCGAUCUUUGAUGGACAUAAUGGAAAUGCUGCUGCUGUUUUUACUAAGGAAAAUUUGUUAAAUCACGUGCUUUGUGCUCUUCCUCGAGGGCUUGGUCGAGAUGAGUGGUUACAAGCUUUACCGAGGGCAUUAGUUGCUGGAUUCGUUAAGACUGAUAAGGAAUUUCAGAGCAGAGGAGAAACUUCUGGGACCACAGCCACGUUUGUGAUAGUUGAUCGGUGGACUGUGACAGUUGCAUCUGUUGGAGAUUCUCGUUGUAUACUGGAUACACAAGGUGGCGCUGUCACCACCUUAACAGUUGAUCACAGACUAGAAGAGAAUAUUGAAGAGAGGGAACGUGUUACUGCAAGUGGAGGUGAGGUUGGGAGGCUUAGCAUUGUCGGUGGUGCUGAGAUUGGCCCCCUUCGAUGCUGGCCAGGAGGUCUAUGCCUUUCUAGGUCAAUUGGAGACAUGGAUGUUGGGGAAUUUAUAGUUCCAAUACCAUAUGUCAAACAAGUGAAGCUAUCAAAAGCUGGUGGGAGGCUUAUAAUUGCCUCUGAUGGCAUAUGGGAUGCUGUAUCAUCAGAAAUGGCUGCAAAAUCUUGCCGUGGUUUGCCUGCCGAACUUGCUGCAAUGCAGGUUGUUAAGGAAGCACUAAGAACUAGAGGGUUAAAGGAUGAUACAACAUGCAUAGUAGUUGACAUAAUCCCACCUGAUAACGAAUUGCCACCAACACCUCCCCCCAAAAAGCGGAAUAAGCUGAGAGAUCUUUUUUUGUUCAGGAAGAGGUCCCGUGAUACCGCUGGCAAGCUGUCAAAGAAGCUUUCAACUAUAAAUAUAGUUGAAGAACUGUUUGAAGAAGGAUCAGCCAUGCUUGCUGAAAGAUUAGGAAAUGAGGAGAACUCGGGACAAUCAACAUCCGGCCUCUUUGUCUGUGCUGUAUGCCAAGUUGAUCUAGCUCCAAGUGAGGGCAUAUCUGUCCAUGCAGGUUCAAUUUUCUCUACAAGCUCGAAGCCGUGGCAAGGUCCUUUUCUAUGCUGUGAUUGUCGCAAUAAGAAGGAUGCAAUGGAAGGUAAACGUCCAAGUGGAGUUAAAGUGUCAUAGUAGGCUCAAAACUGGAGUCAUUCUAUUUCACAAUGUUUUAUAGGCCAAGUAAUUGAUUGAAUCUCGCAAUCAAGUAGAAAUGACUUGGACCUGAGAGAGCAGACUGCACUGAGUUUUUGGGCGUAUGAAGAUUGUUCAUCUCUACCUAAUUGUUAGAGUUGGAGGGUUAAGAUCAGUGUGAGGUAGAUUCUUUUGUAUUAUUGUAUAGUAGUUACUAGUUAUGUUAUUUAAUGUGCCAUCAAAAUCAGAAUAAUCUUUAUUAACUAUGCAGCAUCCCAACUUCCUGUAUAUAAACUUUUAAUCUAUAUAUAUGGAUUGAAAAAUCAAUUCAUCUGAAUGCAUGCAAGAGUUGUCUGUUAAACAUUUA